This is a messenger RNA of Colletotrichum graminicola M1.001, 2331 nucleotides long. RefSeq names its product FHA domain-containing protein. NCBI's taxonomy places the organism in Eukaryota, Fungi, Ascomycota, Sordariomycetes, Glomerellales, Glomerellaceae. The record is from RefSeq and is a predicted model, not a curated record. Gene Ontology annotation, molecular function: protein binding. Gene Ontology annotation, cellular component: cytoplasm. The transcript is spliced from 3 exons. The coding region runs from base 1 to 2331 and encodes 776 amino acids.
AUGUCGUCGUCGAGUUCGACGGGUCCGAGACCUCAAGCACAUGAUGUGCUGGUCAAGUUCAGCGUGAAGCACCCCCGCCCCGAAGUACUCUACCCAGAGCGAAGAGUUAUCCUCGAGCAAAGCAGAGCCAGCGUCCUGGUUAUUGGUCGAUCCAGCAGGCGAUUCAACAACCUGGAGGCAAAGGGCGACAAUUGCUACUUCGAUAGCCCAGUGAUGAGCCGCGAGCAUGCCAAGAUCACGAUCGACUGGUACCACAAGAAACUCAACAUCAAGGACAUCGGAUCUCUUCAUGGCACCUACCAUAACUCUCAAAGGCUGCAGCCUCGCACGCUCUGCGAGUUGAAACAACAUGACACCCUUAAAUUUGGCAUCGACAUCCAGCGAUCCAACGAACUCUUUCCUCCGUGCACUGUCGAGGUGGAGUGGGAGUGGGAUACCUUGGUGAAAGCUGCGCAAGCCUCCAACGAAAUCAAGUCCCGGCCAUCAUUCGCAGUCCCCGAUGAUUCGGACAGUAGCGAUUGUGAUGAUGGCAUUACCGAGAGCGACGUCCGCGAUACCGCUGUGAAGCUUCGUAAAAUCGGCAUGCUUCCAAAACCGGCCGUAAUCCCAGGCCGCCUUUUCGUCAGCUCCAUCGACCUUACCAUGGAUUCACCCAUGCAUGAGCCAGAGACGAACGGGGAUGCGAUCGACCCAAUCGUUAUCGACGAGGAUAGUCAGACACCUUCGCAGGACCCUGUGGAAUCCUCUCUUAUCACCACACAACGCGAGUUGGGCGCCCCUCACGAGGAAGAGGAGAUUCUGCCACCCAGCCUCGAUGACCAACGCCAACCCCCUCCCGCAUCUUCCUCCGACUCAGAGUCAGAUGACUCCGACGACGAGUCUUAUGACGACGAGUCGUCCAGUUAUCCUGACGAACUCCCCUCGAGCUACGACGACUUGCUCGGCUCUUGUGAAGAGGACAUCAACCUUAGUGCUUCCGACAGUGAUGAAAACAGCGAAGACGAUGAAAAUGAAGAAGAUGAGGAACAGGAAGUCGAGAUUGAGAGUGGCUCAGACGUGGAAAGCGAUAUCGAGCCCCUGGACAUCCCGAGUUAUGAGCCAGACCACCCCAUGGCUGACGACUAUGACUCUGAAUCUGUUGCCGAACAGCCCGACUCGACUCUCUGGGCAGACGAGGGUACAUCUUACAUGUGCUCACAGUCCAUGCCUAAAGCCAACAUAUCACACCAACCCUGCGAUGUCCCGGCCAUUUGGCAGCCGGAGCAACCUAGUGUGCAGAGUGCCCCGUCUCGCCCGCUUAAGCCAAUGCAAAUGCCAGCGCUUCCUCCAAUCGUUUGGCCUGCACUGACUAUUGUAGAGCAGGGUGAACAGUCACGUCCAAAUGACUUCAGAUUGCCCUCGAUCUUGAAUGCUCUUGAUCCACAUGUUGAAUCCUUUUCCGAUGGAAGCAAUUGCGCACAGCAAUCGCCUGCGUCUCGAUCAACGGAGUACUCUGCACAGAAGGAGGUAGUGUCACCGAGUUACACUCACUGGCAGCAGGCCUAUGGGACCCCUAAGCCUAUUGCUGCCACCGCGGACAAAGGCUCCUGGACGUUAUCCCAGAACAAGGAACCAUCGGCCGAAGCACUAGGUCAUCUCAUUGGCAAACCCGAGUUCUUCUCAGCGAGGGAACACAACAAAGCAGUCAUACGCCGCCAGGAGCAGCAGGAAGAUUCCUCUCAACCCAAGGCCAGGACACCACAGACGACUGAAGUGUCUGCCGAAGUUUUGACGUCAGAAACUAAGCCCAUUGGUGUUUCGAACAGGGCUGCUGCUUCGGAACCAGAAGCUCCCAAGUCUAUCAACGUCGCCGAGUCAGUGUGGUCGGCCUCCGGAGACAUGUUUCUCAACACACCCCAGGAUUUCCCCCUGUCAGAGGUUAGGAACACCACUCCUGAGCUCGACAUGACGAGCGCCUAUCAGUUCCACCAAAGCAAGCUUGCAUCCAGCCAAAUCAGUACUACUGAUGCAGCUCAACCUGCAACUAGUGAGCCCGACUGUGCUCAACAGACAGCAGUGGCUUCGAGGCCCCCCAAGCGUAAAGCAGAGGAGAUCUCUACUCUUGCCCCGGAGGAGGAGACUAUCGAGACAUCAAAGCAAACUGCCAGUGAGAUGCAGAUAACUUCCGGACAGGCCAUCCCGGCCUCUGUCAAGCCGGUCAACGAAUCUGCAACCCCGCCUUCCAAACGCCUGCGAGGUUUCUUGACCAAGGCUGGAUAUUUCCUUGGUGGAGGUGUCGUUACUGCUGCAGGUCUGGUGACGGCCCUCUCUGCUGCUGCUCCUGCCCUCUAG